CUUUGGUCAUGCUGAUACGGUACACUGCUCUUCUGCUGUCAAGCGGAUAGCGGCCCUCUAUGGGCGCUGUACUGUCGUACGCCGUGAGCUCCCCAGGGAGCUGUUUCAUUGGCGAGGAAAGCGAGGCUGAUGGUGCUCGUCGCCGUGUGAGGCCUCCAGUACAACCUGGUUUAUUUUUAGCCAUUUGCCAUGGGGUCUAGAACGCAUGAGCACUGGCUUGCAUGCUACGCGUAUGCAGGUGCUGUGUUAUCUUCUAUGCCAUGAAGAGAUUGGAAAUGCGAGUUGAAGAUUGUGCUCGACCACUUCCAACUUCUCAGGAAUGCCUUGCGCGUACGGAUCGUUACAGCGCUGAGGACAUCGACCCCCCAUGCAGGAUAUGGACAGAUUCUGGUGGCUGACAUAACACUCAUUUGCAGGUACGACCAGUAUAUAGAUGAGAAGGAGAACCCUUUCGACGACAACAAGAGAAUUCCUGAGCCGACUAUUCCCCUCGCUGCACCGCGCCCUGGGUAUGCCGCCCCUGUAGCUGCCCUCAACCUUGCGCGCCCCAGCCCCGUCGCCACCCCUGAGGGUCGCUUGCCGUCUUCUCCGGAGAUGUCUCAAUUUGGUGACAGCAUGGUGAGCCAGGGGGGCAUCCCAAAUGCUCCUCAUCCCCUUCAACCGCCUAUGGUCCCCAUUGCGCCUGUCUUUGCCCGCCCUUCCACCGCGACGUCUCGUGACGUCAAGUUCGCCGCCACGCCGAUCAUGCGCGGGGAGACCGAGGACACCGUUUUACGUCCGCGUGGCGCACAGGGCGACGAUUUCUGGCGGAGGUUCAGCAUGGUUGCGAAGGAGGAUAUGGCUACCCCUCCUGGUCAGAAACAGAGCAUGUGGCUCCGCAAGACGCAAAACGGCACCACGCGUAUGUCUCGUUGGGUUUGGUUUGUUGGCUUGAUUCUCCUCCUUAUCGUCGCCGGCGCCAUUGGUCUUGGUUGGUGGGUCGCGCACAACAACACCACCCACACCGCGCCAAAGGCAAUCGGCGGAAGCGCGGACGAGAAGUCCAUCGAGUCUGCCUCCUCCGCCGCAGCCGCCCAUCUGGCAACAUCUUCCAGCACAUCCUUGCAUGUGUCACCGACUAACACGGUCGCGAGGCGCGCUGAUGAGCCUAUACCAACGUCUGUUGUAUACCCCGUGCAUGCUCGCAGCCCGAACUCGCACCAUGUCCACGUCGUGCGGACGCACCAUCGCGGCCGUCGCAGUAGCCCUGUGAAACGUAACACCACGUACUAACUUAUUGGAUCGGAAACACCCUCGAGGCCCCGCACCAGUACCCCCACCACCGACGCCCAUACCCGUCUUCAGCCCGUGACUCCGCCUGGGAUUGGUGUAACCAGCCCGGUCACCCACGUCCCGUCCGCUCGUUAUGACCUAUUACUGACAUCCGCCCCCUCCCUUCGAUCCACAUCCCACGAGGUCUGCCAUCUUCUAUCCAUCCAUUUAUGUCUCUCGUCAUCGUCAUCUCUCAACACACUUCUUGCAACCCACCAUGGGAAGCUUUCACGAGUUGGAUAUUGAUCUUGCGACGUUCCCUCACAUAUGCAUUGCAGUGCCGCACAGGAUUAUCGCGCCGCUCUGUCCGUCCGUGCUAUGAUACCGCUUCGUGCUGCUUUCCGAUCCUCCGUGCCACGAUGCCUCUGUCAUUUGCUGGAGCUGCUCUCAUGUGUUACUGAGGCGAUCUACCCCCCUAAUGCUUCCGGCGCUUCGGUCUUCGUACUAUCCAUACUCGUUCGUGGGCACCUGCCUGCCGUGCUGUACCUACUACCUACCGAGACGCAUUGUGGUAUAUACAUAGCCCA
Messenger RNA from Dichomitus squalens LYAD-421 SS1, 1838 nucleotides. RefSeq lists its product as uncharacterized. The coding region runs from base 595 to 1272 and encodes 225 amino acids. The record is from RefSeq and is a predicted model, not a curated record. The transcript is spliced from 2 exons. NCBI's taxonomy places the organism in Eukaryota, Fungi, Basidiomycota, Agaricomycetes, Polyporales, Polyporaceae.